GGCUUAUUUUUUAUAUUGGCUAAACUGAAAAAAAAAUUGAAAAUUGAAACGUAAAGUUCAAGUUUAUUUUUGAUCCAGAAGUACAGAGUCAUUAGUUUUGCAUUAUUCAAAAUUUUAAGGUGCCAUAAUAAUAAAAAUGACCUCUAAUGUACCCCCUCUAUUGUUAACUAUCAUCCUAAACUUUUAUUAUUAUGUAUUCCAAAAAAUUUUUGACAGAGUUUAUUCAACCUCACAAAUGAUUAUAGAUGAAGAAUAUCACCUACCUCUUGGACUAGCUUAUUGCAAAUUUGAUUUUGCAGCCUGGGACCCAAAAGUAACCACACUUCCUGGACUUUACUUGGUGAGUGCUGUCCUUCUGGGACCUUUUGAUCUGUGUACGACUUAUUGGCUCAGAUAUAUAUCUUUCAUAGCUGCCAUUUUCAACAUUCCGCUCUUCUUUGCACUGUUAAGUGUAUAUCAUAAACAGAACAAUUACUUGAAUGUUUUGUCAUCUUUCACAUUGGCUCUGUGUCCACCAUUAUUCUUCUUUGGUCAUUUAUAUUACACGGAAACUGUUUCAUUGAUGAUGAUUUUAUUAAUGUUCCUUGCAUCGGAAAGAGAUUGUCACUACCUUGCAUCAAUAAUAG
This is a messenger RNA of Leptinotarsa decemlineata (Colorado potato beetle), 626 nucleotides long. Its product is annotated as putative Dol-P-Glc:Glc(2)Man(9)GlcNAc(2)-PP-Dol alpha-1,2-glucosyltransferase. Lineage: Eukaryota; Metazoa; Arthropoda; Insecta; Coleoptera; Chrysomelidae. The record is from RefSeq and is a predicted model, not a curated record.